Argentina anserina (silverweed cinquefoil) is the source of this 4775-nucleotide messenger RNA. RefSeq names its product pleiotropic drug resistance protein 2-like. The transcript has 20 exons. The coding region runs from base 226 to 4554 and encodes 1442 amino acids. Gene Ontology annotation, molecular function: ABC-type transporter activity; ATP binding; ATP hydrolysis activity. The record is from RefSeq and is a predicted model, not a curated record. NCBI's taxonomy places the organism in Eukaryota, Viridiplantae, Streptophyta, Magnoliopsida, Rosales, Rosaceae. Gene Ontology annotation, cellular component: membrane.
UAUGAGUCUGAAGCAAAGCUCCUCACCCAAAUAUCUCUUUCUCUCUCCUCUCACAUUCUCUCAUUCUUCACCAAAAGUAAACAGACUGAAGAAUUUCCAGGACAGGGAAGCGAGGUCAGGUCGAAUCGUCGUCGUGUUUCCGUUUUGGAACGUGUUCAAUUUUGAAGUGUAAAUUUUUGAAGGUUUGACUUUGGGAGUGGUGGUGUGAUCGGAGGCGGAGAAGAUAUGGCGGCUGCAAUGGCCGGGGAAGACCUGAUGAGGCAGUCGAGUAGCCGGCGGAGCUGGCGGUCGACGAGUGUGCGGGAAAUGUGGAACGCGCCGGACGUGUUCCAGAGGAGCGGGCGGCAGCAGGCGGUGGACGAGGACGAGGAGCUCAAGUGGGCCGCCAUAGAGCGGUUGCCGACUUAUGAUCGGAUGAGGAGAGGGAUGCUGACGCAGGUGAUGAGUAAUGGUAGGAUCAUGCAUGACACAGUUGAUGUCGCCAAUCUUGGUGCUCAGGAUAAGAAGCAGUUGAUGGAGAGCAUCCUCAAGGUUGUUGAAGAUGAUAACGAUAAGUUCUUGAAGAGACUCAGAGCUAGGAAUGAUAGGGUUGGAAUUGAGGUUCCGAAAGUCGAGGUUCGAUUCGAGGACUUGGAGAUUGAGGGAGAUGCAUAUGUUGGGACAAGAGCACUUCCAACUCUACUCAACUCUACCUUGAACGCACUAGAGUCACUAAUUGGAUUGGUUGGACUCUCGCCGUCGAAGAAAAGAGUUGUUAAGAUUCUCCGAGAUGUGAGCGGUGUCGUGAAACCAUCAAGGGUCACACUGCUCCUUGGACCUCCUUCUUCAGGAAAAACAACACUGCUAAAAGCACUUGCUGGCAAACUCGAUAAAGAUCUAAGGGUAAAUGGGAAGGUGACGUAUUGCGGUCAUGAGUUUAAUGAAUUUGUGCCUCAGAGAACCUCUGCUUAUAUUAGCCAGCAUGAUCUUCAUUAUGGUGAGAUGACAGUUCGUGAAACAUUGGAUUUUUCCGGACGUUGCCUGGGAGUUGGAACCAGGUAUGAUAUGCUGGUGGAGUUGUCUAGAAGGGAGAAAGAUUCAGGUAUCAAACCUGAUCCUGAAAUUGAUGCGUUCAUGAAAGCCACAUCUAUGUCGGGCCAGGAAACAAGUUUGAUCACUGAUUACGUUCUCAAGAUACUUGGACUGGAUAUUUGUGCUGAUAUCAUGGUGGGUGAUGACAUGAGAAGGGGUAUCUCUGGAGGGCAAAAGAAGCGUGUAACUACUGGAGAAAUGUUGGCUGGACCAGCAAAAGCAUUUUUCAUGGAUGAAAUAUCAACAGGACUGGACAGUUCCACCACCUUUCAGAUUGUCAAGUUUAUGAGACAGAUGGUUCAUAUUAUGGAUGUAUCAAUGGUCAUCUCUCUCUUGCAGCCUGCACCUGAGACUUAUGAGCUUUUUGAUGACAUUAUUCUUAUUUCUGAGGGUCAAAUUGUCUACCAAGGCCCACGUGAGAAUGUUCUCGAGUUUUUUGAAUACAUGGGAUUUAAAUGCCCAGAUAGAAAAGGUGUUGCUGACUUCUUGCAAGAAGUGACCUCAAAGAAGGAUCAAGAGCAGUACUGGUAUAAGAAGAACCAAGCUUACAGAUAUGUCUCUGUACCUGAUUUUGUCAGGGCUUUCACCUCUUUCCAUGUUGGUCAAAGGCUUGUAGAGGAACUAAGAGUUCCUUAUGAUAAAAGAUCUACACAUCCUGCUGCUUUGGUGAAGGAAAAGUAUGGAAUAUCCAACAAGGAGCUCUUCAAGGCAUGUAUGGCAAGGGAAUGGCUGCUGAUGAAGCGUAACUCGUUUGUGUACAUCUUCAAGACUACCCAGAUUACAAUCAUGGCUACUAUUGCUUUGACUGUAUUCUUAAGAACGGAAAUGAAAGCUGGGAACGCAAAAGAUUCUGCCAAAUUUUGGGGAGCUCUCUUUUUCAGUCUCAUCAAUGUCAUGUUUAACGGAAUGGCAGAGCUUGCAAUGACAGGUUUCAGGCUUCCUGUGUUCUUUAAACAAAGAGAUGCUUUGUUCUACCCUGGCUGGGCUUUUGGCUUGCCAAUUUGGCUAACCAGAAUUCCAAUUUCACUGAUGGAAUCUGGCAUAUGGAUCAUUUUUACGUACUACACCAUCGGAUUUGCCCCUGCAGCCAGUAGGUUCUUUAAACAGUUCUUGGCUUUUUUCGGAAUACAUCAGAUGGCACUUUCCCUCUUCCGUUUCAUUGCUGCUCUUGGGAGAUCAGAGGUUGUUUCAGGCACAAUUGGUUCCUUUGUGUUGCUAAUGGUGUUUGUCCUGGGAGGUUUCAUUGUUGCUAAAGAUGACAUUGAAUCCUGGAUGAUAUGGGGCUACUACGUUUCACCUAUGAUGUACGGACAGAAUGCAAUUGCUAUCAAUGAAUUUCUGGCCGAAAGAUGGAGUGACCCUACUCCCGCCAAUGCAAGUCAACCCACAGUUGGAAAGCUACUUCUCAAGCAAAGAGGCCUGUAUACUGAAGAGUAUUGGUAUUGGAUUUGUGUUGGAGCGCUCUUCGCAUUUUCUCUUCUCUUUAAUGUUUUCUUCAUCGCAUGCUUGACCUUCUUAGAUCCUCUCAGUGAAACUAAAACUUUGAUUGAGAACGACGACGCUGAAAGCAACAAGAAGCGACGAUCCAAUCCUGAAGGUAUUGGCAUGCAAGUGAGAAAUGCUCAAGGAGGUCAAGCCAGAAGAGGAAUGGUUUUGCCUUUCCACCCCCUUUCACUUGCUUUCAACCAUGUGAAUUACUAUGUUGAUAUGCCUGCUGAAAUGAAAACUCAAGGGAUUGAAGAGGAGCGACUGCAACUACUGAGAGAUAUUAGUGGUGCUUUUAGGCCAGGUAUUUUGACUGCAUUAGUUGGUGUUAGUGGUGCUGGAAAGACCACCUUGAUGGAUGUCUUGGCUGGAAGAAAGACAGGGGGGUACAUUGAAGGAAGUAUUACCAUCUCGGGUUACCCAAAGAACCAAGAGACAUUUGCCCGGGUCAGCGGUUACUGUGAGCAGAAUGACAUUCAUUCUCCAUUCAUUACUGUGUAUGAAUCUCUCUUGUACUCUGCAUGGCUGCGUCUUGCUAAAGAUGUCAAGACGGAGACUCGAAAGAUGUUUGUUGAUGAGGUUAUGGACUUGGUCGAGCUUCAUCCAUUAAGGAAUGCUUUAGUUGGACUUCCAGGAGUUGAUGGACUUUCAACUGAGCAAAGAAAAAGGCUCACUAUUGCUGUGGAGUUGGUUGCAAAUCCCUCUAUCAUCUUCAUGGAUGAGCCAACUUCAGGUCUUGAUGCUAGAGCAGCUGCCAUUGUUAUGCGUACCGUAAGAAACACUGUGGAUACAGGACGAACUGUUGUUUGCACGAUUCAUCAACCUAGCAUUGACAUAUUUGAAGCUUUUGAUGAGCUUUUCUUGAUGAAAAGAGGAGGACAGGUGACUUAUGCUGGACCUCUAGGCCGCCAAUCUCACAAACUUGUUGAAUAUUUUGAGGCUAUACCAGGGGUUCCCAAGAUCAAAGAUGGUUACAAUCCUGCUACCUGGAUGCUGGAUAUCAGCUCUUCUGCAAUGGAAGCUCAACUUGACAUUGACUUUGCAGAAGUAUAUGCGAACUCUGAUCUCUAUAGGAGAACUCAGGAACUGAUCAAGGAGCUAAGCACACCGGAGCCAGGCUCUAAGGAUCUUUACUUCCCCACCCAAUACUCACAAAGCUAUUUAACUCAAUGCAAAGCUUGCUUCUGGAAACAACACUGGUCAUACUGGAGAAAUUCACGAUACAAUGCCAUUAGGUUUUUCAUGACGAUUUGCAUUGGUGGAUUAUUUGGUGUUAUCUUCUGGAGCAAGGGAGACCAGAUCCACAAACAACAGGAUUUGAUUAAUCUUUUGGGAGCUACCUAUGCUGCUGUUCUCUUCCUUGGCGCUAGCAAUGCUUCUGCUGUGCAAUCUGUGGUUUCAGUUGAGAGAACAGUGUUCUACCGUGAAAGAGCAGCGGGAAUGUAUUCAGAGCUGCCUUAUGCAUUUGCUCAGGUCGCUAUUGAGACAAUCUAUGUUGCAAUCCAAACCUUUAUAUAUUCCGCUAUUCUGUACUCCAUGAUUGGGUACACUUGGACGGCGACGAAGUUUUUCUACUUCUACUACUUCAUUUUCAUGUGCUUUACCUACUUCUCAAUGUAUGGAAUGAUGGUGGUUGCCCUUACUCCUGGUCAUCAAAUUGCUGCCAUUGUUAUGUCUUUCUUCCUGAGUUUCUGGAACUUGUUCUCUGGUUUCCUCAUCCCUAGACCGCUCAUCCCCAUCUGGUGGAGGUGGUACUACUGGGGUUCUCCAGUUGCUUGGACCAUCUACGGCAUCUUCGGAUCUCAAGUUGGUGACAUGACAGCUGAAAUCGAUAUGGCUACUGGGGAAAAACUAGCAAUUAACACAUUCGUCAAGCAAUAUUUAGGUUAUGAAUAUGACUUCAUGAUUCCUGUUGUCAUUGCUCAUGUUGGUUGGGUUCUUCUCUUCUUCUUUGUCUUUGCCUAUGGUAUCAAGUUCCUCAACUUCCAAAGGAGAUAAGCUUUACUGUGCAGCAGUUUACCUUCAAAAUGUGAAAUAUUUAGUUGAGUGUAUAAACAUUUUAGUUGGAGUUAGAGGGACACAACCAUGCCCUCUCUUUUUCUUUUCUGAUCUUUCUGUGUAGCUUUGAGUGGCCUGGUUACCCUUUUCAUUUUACUUCUGUAUAGCUAUUAUGAUUCUUGAAAAAUCAAAUAAGCAAAGUUUGUCAUCAUUCCUCUUAA